Molecule: messenger RNA, 2747 nt
Organism: Dendronephthya gigantea
Lineage: Eukaryota; Metazoa; Cnidaria; Anthozoa; Malacalcyonacea; Nephtheidae
Product: harmonin-like
Exons: 21
Coding region: 65-1663 (532 amino acids)
Cellular component (GO): plasma membrane
Molecular function (GO): protein binding
Source: RefSeq, a predicted model, not a curated record
UGCUAUUUGUUGGUUCGUAAUUGUUUAGGAUUUUCCAGAACAUUUCAAGCUUUUAAAUCUACCGAUGGUCAUGUCAGGGCAACAAGAGAUGUACAAUCAUGCAAGAGACUUUCGAGAGAAAGUCAGCAAUUGCAUAGAUUCGAGUGAAGAGGCCAUGAAUUUCUAUCAAGCUUUAAAGUCAUACAAUAGCGUUCGAAAUGUUGACAAGUUAAUCGCGGAUCUGUUGCCUAUUAUUAAUACACCCAAGAGACACAUCCUAUUUGAUGAAGUUGGAUCUCUUGUGGCAGUUGAUGACUAUGAUGAUUUUAUGUCAAAAAUUCCCUUGCCUCCGAGCGAAGGAAUACGAAUAGUCAAGAUAAGAAGGGUUGCAACAGAGUCUCUUGGUUUUGGAAUAAGAGGAGGAAAGGAACAUGGUGUUGGUGUCUAUAUUUCGUCAGUUAUUCGCGGGUCAAGAUCGGACAUUGCUGGACUGAAGCCUGGUGACGAGAUAUUGCUUAUCAAUGGUUUUAUGAUAACUGAAUCAACUCAUAGUGAAGUUGUCAAUCUCAUGAGAACCAGACGUAACCUCAGACUCAAAGUCAGAAGUGCCAGAAAAUAUCCUGAACGAGUGAAUGGCAAUUUGAUCUGGAACACUCUGGACGGAAAAGAAAACGUGUUCCGAUACAACCCUGGCGUUUUGAAUCACAUAGUCAGUCAGUUGACUUUAGUUCGUUCUCAGUCCCCUGUGCUGCACAUGCGAGAAACUGAUAAACAGGUCAAGUUUAUUGUUGGACCACAAGGUCUUGGCUGUAGCGUCCGCAAUGGCAUUCCGACAAAAUAUGGUGUUUUUGUCAUCCAUGUGACGCAGGGUUCACUGGCAGAACGUGUUGGCGUCAUGGUUGGGGAUCAAAUUAUGAUGCUAAACAAGAAAAACUUCUCAAAUAUCAAAUAUUCCGAGGCCGUUCAACUUCUCAAGACUACAAAAGAAUUUGACAUGAUACUAAGACCAUGCAAGGAAGCAAAAGAAUUCGUUGAAUUUAGCCGUUCUAAAGGUUUUGCAAUUGUCAGCGCCAGUAAUCCCUCUUCUCCGACAAAGAAACCUGCGGACACUGAACCAGUGACAGUGGAGCCAGAUGUGAAUCCAAGACCUGUUCCUACAACUGCAUCUGCCCCAGUUUUUAAUAGUGAUGAUGAAAGGACAACAAGUGCCCAUAUUUACAGCAAAGUUAAGAAGAAGCGUUCAAGCAAGAAGGAUCAAAGCCAACAAAAUGAACCCACGCAGAGGAAUAAUCCUCCUGAAAACAUCGCGUUCAACGAAAAGACGUUGAGUGGUCGGGAACCAAAAUCUGUCGUAGUUAGUAAGAGCGAAAUGCAUAUUCUCAUCUUGGACGAAAUUGAGGGAAGAAUUGUUGUUAGAGAUAAUGGCGGACUCAGCGGCGGAAAUAUUCAUACUGGUGAUCUUCUCCUGUGCAUUGGUAAUGUGAGUUUAGCUGGAUUAUCACUGAGUCAAGCUAAAUCAGUUCUCGAUGAUACGUUGAAGAGGGAUGAGGAAAACAUUUCUGUUGUGAUUGGUGUUACACCUGAUCGUAACAGAAAUAACGCAUCACCAGUCAGUUCUAACUGGAGCUUUGCCCAAAAAGAUUUGUCCAACAUUGACGAAAAAGAUUUGGUGUAUACACACUAAUUUAAUGUAAUUGAUGAUAGAAUUUCUUUGCUUGUAAAAAAUAAAAUAGCUACAUCAGUAAAAAACUAAAAUACAGUAAAACCAAAGUAAACGAAUAGUAAAGAUAUUAAUUGUAUAAUCACUCCAUAUUUUUCACAUUAACAUACAAAAAUUAAAACUUGGUAUACUAAAAAUUGAAAGAUUGUAGACUUUUAAUUGUAACAAAUUGUAAUCGAUGUAAAACGUGAAUUUACUGAUCUAAAUUAAUUAUUUAACUAAUGUCCGAUUCUAAACAAAAAAUUUGGUUGUACAAUGUUAUUUGACUAAAAUGUAACUAAUUAAAUAACACGUGAUUCAAAUAGUCAGAAGGAAUGUCGCGUGCAACUAAUCUAAUGGUAUAAAUACACGUCUUUUUUAUUAAACUUCACACACUAAUAUAAAAGAGACGAAAUACUUCUCGACGUUCGAGCUAAUGGCAUUCGUCAGAAGAGUUGGAUAUAGAAAGCCUUUUGGUCGAGAAGCCUUUUUCAUUAAUUUAAUUUAUCAAUUCAUAUCUGUGCAUAUAAUAUAAAAUAAAAUAACCUAUAUUAUUCUCAAUAUUUAGAAUAUAUCUAUGUUUUCAAAUGCCAAAUUGAUUGGAAAUAUGCAUGUGGUAAACCCCUAAUAGAGCUUUGCAAAUCACUGCAGCGCUGGUAUUCUAUCACAGAAUUUUGGGGCUGUUGCGGAUUUUCUCUUUUAUGAAAAACUAACUGACACGAGAACUUACGCAACUAAGAGAAACUGAGAAAGCUCGCUUUUCCGAUUUCGCCCAGACAAUUAAACAAAGCAAGUUCUAGUCCGGAAAGUGAUGAAUGUAGACGCGCAUGGCAUGUUUGAUAUACACAAAUCUGCUUUUCCUAAAGUUGAUAAAAAGCCCAUGCAUGCACAAUAGAUCAUUUUCCAAAUAUCUUGGAAUUUAACGUGUGCUGUCUGAUGGUCGAAACACGUGUUUAAGAUGACAGCCUUGUUCAUGCAUAUGGAGGUAUAUAUCGUCUCAGUUUAAUUAUAUAUAUGUUUCGUACGUUAUUUCCGAGUUUCUUACCAGUGUAAGAAAACGAUAAAAAAU